AUGACGAAUCACGUCUGGAACAACGAGACAGAGGACAGCAGAUCUCGGGCAGAGGAGGCCGCAGAGGGCCAAAGCCAGCCGCAACACGCCGGCAGUCCUGUUAGGGAUUCAGCCAGUGUCGAGGCACGGCAAGACUCAGCGAGUUUGCAGACAGAGGGGCCAGAGCACACUGCGGCAGCUGCACAUGCAGCGAGUGAUGUCAGCAUGCCCCCAUCCUCUGUGGCCCUUGCACGCAAUGUCGACAGCCACAGUCUGCCCUCUGUAUUCACAUUCGGAGGCUCUCACGUCCCAUUUGCCGACACACUUGGAUCAGCCAAUAUUGAAGCAGGUCCCAGCCUGGACGAGGCGCGCGCAGAACGGCUUGCAGCUUCGGAGCAGGGUGCAUCCCCGGUCCACAGGGGCAAAACUUCUUGGGAGCAGGAGGAUCAGGGAAGCUUCACUGCAGCUGACGUGUCCAGUGCCUACUCUGGCAUGUACGCUGAGCUGGCAGCGCGCGCGGCAGUGCUGGCAGCAGAGCUCCCUAACUUCGAUCAUGGCCUGCACCGCGGCCAUGACUCAGCGGCAGCUGACUCAGCCUGCUUCGGCGGGGACGCUUACUGUGGCGGCGGCACCGGGUUUGACGGGGACGCCUACUUUGGCGGCGGCGGCUCCGGAGCCAUUUUUGGCGACGGUGCCAAUCCUGGGGACGGCGCCGCGUCCGCCUACUUUAGCAAUGCCGCCUGCUGUGGCGGCGGCACCUAUUGGGACACCGAGCAGCCGCCGCCCCCGCUGCCGGGCUCAGUUUCCGCAAGAGAGAGCCAUUUCUUCUGCGGCAAUAGCAUCCUGGACAAGGUACUCGGCCACGGAGAUGGCAUGCCAAUCAGAGCGGACUCUCCUGGUGUAUUUCCUGGCGGCAGGUCAGUCCAGGAUGAGCGCUUGCAGACAGGUGCAUCAGCGGAAGUGCCGGCUCUUGAGCACAGCAGAGGAAAUGUGGGCCCGGGGCAGGACGGGCUGCAUGGAGAGAGGGAACUCCCUCGCGUGCCAUGGCACGAGCUGCUGCUGCACGCGCCGCUGUACCCCGAGAGGGACGCCACAGAACGGCUGCCCGGCGCCGGCCGCUCGCCUCGGCGCGCCGGCAGCUCAAAUCGAAAUCUCAGCGGCCAGAACAGGCGAGCAGCAGGAGCCGGGGGGACAGCAAGACAGUGGGUGGACGUCGGUGCCCGGGCACAUCCUCUCAGCUGCCAGCCUGGUCCUCAGCUGGCGGCUGACCUGGCAUCGUCCCGCGUUUAUUCAUUGCAGCCGGCGCCCCCGGCACGGGAGCGGCCGCGCUGCAGCCGGAGGGCAGCGCAUAAUAACGCGGACGCACACGUGUCAAUUCCCUCAUUUCCUGCCUCGGCGCGUGUGUUGAGCACUCAGCGGGGGAAUGAAAAGGGCGCGGCGGAGAAGUGGCCGGACCAGAAUCGGCCGCAGUCGGCGCCGCAGCGGACCCCCCGGUCUGCGGCCGGGAUCCCCCGCUCGGUGGUCACCAGCGUCAAAGGGCCCCGGAGGAUGGACAGGGUGGCGCGCUGGCAGCAGAUGCAGCAGACCUGGGCUCGCGACCCCUUCCUCAAGAACGGCGCUGCGGGCGGCAACAAAGAGGGCAAGAGGAAGAAGAUAGGUUACAGGGAGGCGUUUGGGGAGGUGCAUGCGGCCAACGACGAGAUGCGCAGCCUCUAUGUCCAGCUGGCCACCAGCUCAGUGGCGUGA
This is a messenger RNA of Coccomyxa subellipsoidea C-169, 1725 nucleotides long. RefSeq lists its product as hypothetical. The record is from RefSeq and is a predicted model, not a curated record. The transcript has 5 exons. The coding region runs from base 1 to 1725 and encodes 574 amino acids. NCBI's taxonomy places the organism in Eukaryota, Viridiplantae, Chlorophyta, Trebouxiophyceae, Coccomyxaceae.